AUGAAGGCGAUUGUUCAGAAGGAAAACCAUCCGGUCAAGCUACAGCCUUCUGAGUCGCACAAACCUCGACCUCAGUUUAAACUCCCGUCUCAACCACUGCAACCCAUCCAUCUGACAACCACUAUUCCCUCCGCCUUUAUGCCACACCCGAACGACCUGUCCUCUGAUCCAUAUGAUGGUCCAUUAACUUCGACGGUGUACUUUAUCUCACCUAUCACGACCAUCCUCGCGUAUGGAGGGCUUGAAGGCGACCACAUAUCAGUGCACGACCUCAUUGAAGCAUACAGCACUCUUUCAAACAGAAUCAGGACACAAAUACGGCCUCUCCUUGAUCUACCCAAUCUCAACCCUCCCGCCUUGCUUCCACUCAAGGAGUGCUCAUCCCAACUCAGUUUCGCACUCAAACGAGAUCUGAAACGUUCUCGGGAGCAACCAUUCGAUUCCUCGUAUGCGUCGUGGAGUCCUCUCGAGACUUCUCUCCAGAAGGACGCUGACGAGCUCCGUCUCCUACGUGACAAUGCAGAACUUGAACAACAUGUCCUUCGUUUUGUGUCUGAGAUUUUCGCUUUCGUGCCACUUUUCUCCUUAUUCUCAACGGAUGACCUGCGCUCUAUAUUGGAGGAACUGAUCAUUCUGGGCACGUCAUUAGCCCUUCCUAAUUCUACGGCUAUUCGCACUUGGACGUUCAUUGUUUGGACAAUAUCAGCUCAGAAUCUGCCACCAGUGGUGCUCAAUCCUCUCAACCAACCACUCGCAUCAUUUUUGAAGCGAGCAUUCGACAACCCAUUGAGCUUCGACGGUCAAGCAAGGAAAGAAAUACCCAAAGCAGAAGUGAUCAAGGCGUGCUCCAAGUUAUUGCAGCAAGACCCUGUCACUUUCUUGGGUUCGCUAUCCAGCCUCUUUAUUCCCAUCUUGGAGAAGCUUGUUGUCGAUGGACUGAACGUUCGUCUGCAGGCUGUAAAUGCUUUGGGUCGAUUUGCACUCGCGACACUAGACACUCGCACAUCGAGUCGAUCACAGACAGUCCUCAACAAAUCCCUUGUGGACUUCCUCACCAUGCAAUCAUCAAGAGGCCCUAAUAUGAGAAUCCAAGCUCAGCUUCAAAACCUAAUCAAUCAGGGGCUGGCCACCAGCAACCCAUCACAUCCUGCCAUCAGUCCGUUUUGGGUUGUGCAACUUUUGGCUUGCGUUGUUGUCAUCCUGAAAGAAUCGUUUUUUUCCAACCCGGCAAUCCUCAAAUUGACGUGCGAAUCUCUCCGCGCCGUACUGAGCCACAAGCAAAACAUCGUCAUCGGCCUUCACCCUCACGUGUGGAAAUGCCUCAUAUGGGUGUUCUCUCAUCUUCCUGUUUCUGAUACGAGGGAAGCGGCUUUCAAGCUCGUCAAACAGGAGAUUCGAAGUGAUAUCCCUUUCGCGUUCAUCUCUACGCUCCUUGGAGCUGAAUCCAAAGCGAACAGCUCAGAUUCCGUUCCAAAGGUUUUGGAGAUUGUGGAGGAUAUGCUCACCAGUGGGGAACAAAAAAUGCAGGCGACAGGUAUUGCGGUGGUCACAAGAUUGCUAUAUGUUCCUCCAGGAUGUGCUCUUCCGUCCUUCUCCCUUCUUUCGCCCGCAUUAUUUGAUGGCACUCUGCUCCAUCCAAGUCGGCGAAAGGUGAUCGAAUUAACCCGAUUAAUACCUCGAUGCGAUAUUCUCCACAUUCGUCAACUUGCCGAGGAAGAGGUGCUUGCUCAUUGGGAUGAUCUUGCCAAUAUGUGGCGAAGGGCAGUCUUGUUGCUCAUGACUCACCAGCUGGAUGAUGUAAAACUGAGCCCUCCUCACCUUUCACUCACUGAGUAUACGGAAAAUUUGAUUCUACAUGGUUGGCAAACCCUCCUACUAAUGCCCACCGAAAUAACGCAGGGUCACAUGCAUUUUACUCCAACCGAAGGCUUCUCUGGAAACGCGAAGUUCACUGCGCUGAUGCAGUCUUUCCUCGACGAUUUACCUGCAGAUCCGAUCACUGAGGUUGCAUGUCUUCAGCUCCUCAGCAAGAUGUGGCGUGGGUUGUGUAACGCCUUCGAAGUUAACCGACUUGCAUGGGCUUCGCAGACGGUGCUUGGUGCGAUUGUCAAACAUCGAUUCACCUUGACGGACGCGGAGGUCAAAUCGGAAUGGGCUCAAAUGUGCUCCGCUUUGAUGGCCGUCGGCAACCCUAACAUCAGUGAUAUCAUCACAGCGGUUGAUGAUCAAACGAUGCCAACAGGAAUCCAGCAGCAGCUUUGGUCGGCCUCAGUGGCAUCGGCGGGACAGGGAAGUAGUAGUGUUGACUGGCAGGACCUGGCUCAUCUGCUUAGCGCCCCGCUUGGGGUCUGGUCGUUGUCGAAAGAGCAAGACGAUCAAUGGGAAACACUUCUUCGGACUGCAGUCACAGUCAGCCCCGGUGUUCAAGUUUCUACCGUUGUCGAGCAUGUUAUCUUGCAGGUCGGUGACUGGCGAAGAUUCCUUCCCUCGCUCAACCAAUUUGCCACCCUCAUCUCAUUCUUCGACUUUGAAGAGCGGACUGAACUUCCGAUCGAUAUUCUGAACAUUGUCGUCCAUCUACUUGAUACCCUCUAUUCUUCACGCUCUGUGACAUCAAGCGCCCUUCAGCUUAUCCGUCUUGUCCGAGACUUCUUCACGUCUUGUCCGGUUAAUCUGUUGGUUCCGUUGGUUUCCAAUCUCAUUCAACCCAUGUGCCGAUGGCUGAGAGACGAAGACCAAAUUCUAGAUGACUCAGCUCAAAGCCAAGUGGUUAAUGCUUUCUUCACCAAUCCACUCAAUGAGCUCGCAAAAGUGGAUCCGACCCUUGAUACUCUUCGUCUAAUAUCUCCUUUACUGGAGACAUUAGCCGAUCCCGAUGGAUUCGAGAAAUUUUGGGCUGCAACAUAUCAUGGACGCGAUGAUCUCAUAGCAGGCUAUCCCUCAGGCUUGAAGACAUGUCUCAAGGCAUUUACUGACGUGUUUGGGGGCAGUCUUGCUAGAGGGCUUUCGUUGGAACCCCAUUCACAAAUGGAGGAUCAAAUUGCAUUCGACUCCCAGCAACCUUUUCUCGUGGAGUCACAAACGAGACUUCCUGUAGAAUCACAGGAUUACUUUGCUGAUGCAUCGCACCAUCCUGCGGUCAACGAUACGAUUGGGUUAGUUAGGAUCCAGCCCAGUGCAGAGAGCGAAGACGACGAUAAGGAGACUGUUCGGCCAGUACCAUCAGAAGAGCAACUUGUAAAUUCGUCCAACGCUCGAUGGGUGUCCCCUCCAGUUUCGUCCCCUCCUCACAUGCAAUCCUCCCCACCACCGACGAGCCCAGUCCGUACUCCUACGCCUCCACGACUUCGUACCAACUUUUAUUAUCCUGCUGCUUCCGCUGCGAAACCACUCAGCCUCUAUGACAACCAUGAUAUCCUAAUACAACCAUCUGGUCUGCGUGUCGGAAAGCCAUCACGACCCCGGAGCCCGGUCUCCUCAUUUGGGGAAAUGUCUGUCUCUUCAUCACAGCGGGCGAGCCCUUGGCGAAGGAAACGCCCACUUGCUACUCCUUCUAUCGUAUCUCCCACAAAGCGCCGCAAGCUCGUGCAUUCACCUGAUCCUAUUAUUGCUGGACCUUCAAGAGUUGCGGGGGAAUCAUUCUCAGAACCCACAAGUCGAAGACAAUACUUGAGGCUCUCCCCACAUGCACGAAGUGAACCUGCCGCGUCACAGCAAAUGGCGAGUAGGGCUAAUAACGAGUCACCACGAUUCUUCAUCGAUUGCGUGGAGGUUCCGACUUAUGCGGAGUUGAGGAGGUCGCAGCAGUGGCAGAUGGAGAACUCCCUGCCGACACCUGCGCCUUCUUUUCGUUCCCGACCAGCAUCGACACCUGUCGUGAAGGAAGAAGAGGAGGAUUACGGGAGCUGGGAGGCUAGCUUAUCGAUGUCGGAUGUGCGCUUAGUCCAGGAGUCUCUGGCCGAUGAAGUCAGUUUUGAGGCCCGUCAACCAUCGGAGGUGAUAGCUGACACUGUUGAAAGGCGGCCUCAGCGAAGCGCUACGGAACCUACGCCGCAUACCCCACACGACCCGCCUCCCCUUCGCCGCAACCAGACAAGCGGUGUAGACGAUGCCCUCGAGCGAGCCUACGAAGCUGUUGUCGGGGCACACUCUCAGACAGGCGUGGACGAGCUACUAGUUUACAAUCGAUGGGUAAAUCAGAUUGGUGCUGCUGUUAAUGAGCGGUUGGAGACCGCGCAGAAGAAGGUGAAGAAAACUAGAAAGAAGAGGCGUUGA
Messenger RNA from Mycena indigotica, 4275 nucleotides. Its product is annotated as GLOBIN domain-containing protein. NCBI's taxonomy places the organism in Eukaryota, Fungi, Basidiomycota, Agaricomycetes, Agaricales, Mycenaceae. The record is from RefSeq and is a predicted model, not a curated record. The transcript has 9 exons. The coding region runs from base 1 to 4275 and encodes 1424 amino acids.